This is a messenger RNA of Penaeus monodon (black tiger shrimp), 3935 nucleotides long. Its product is annotated as mucin-12-like. NCBI's taxonomy places the organism in Eukaryota, Metazoa, Arthropoda, Malacostraca, Decapoda, Penaeidae. The record is from RefSeq and is a predicted model, not a curated record.
AUGCAGGAUAGCAAGUCAUGGCGUCCAUUGGUUCCCCGACGCCGUCCUGUGGGCGCCCCCGCGGCCCGGCGGGAGGCCCACGUGACUCCUUAUCUUGUGUUGCAGGACAUUUGCCAAGCUUUUUCCUUUCGCGCGUCCUCGUGCCCGGAAGCCCCCGCCGCUCGGCCUGGCACUCACUCUGCGCAGGGAUCAGCAGGCACUCGCGGGGGCUCUCUGGAUGCCAGCGGCGGAUCAGGCGCUGAUUCCCGGGGAUCGGCCGCCGGGGAGCCACAGGCGGCCCAGGGGCCCCGCCAGGCUGACAACAACACGCGGGCUUUGGCCGGGGAUUCCGAAGGGCAGGUGCUCGGGGCGGACGGAGGCCAGGGGGAGCCUCCGCCCGCCCCCUCCCCUCCACGCACACACGCCCACACGCCCACAACACUCGAUUCCGCACCAAGGGGCCACGCUCGUGUUUCGCCCUCGCGGAGUGCGGGCGAAGGCGCACUCCAGGGUCGCCCUCGGACUGAGGAGGGCCGAGACCCGCUUCGUCAGGAAGAUCCCGCCGCGCCGGAGGCGAGGAAUGUUCAGCAAGGGGGGGCGGGCGAGGCAGCCUCCCCUGCCUCCUCUUCCACGGUACAGUCCUCUACCAGCAGUAGGCUUGCGGUUCCGCCGGCCAGGCAGCGCGGCGGCUCUCGUGUCGGGUUGCAUGAAAUCUCGGAGCAGGAGACGCGCCUGCUGGACCUGCUGAGCUUCAUGCCGGGCGCCCUCGGGCCCCGCCCAAGCGGGCUCUCUGACUCCCCGUUGCGCUCUGACCUCCCAACAGCCUCCACAAACGCUUCAGACGUAGACUCGGCUCUCUCUGCUUCAACUCUUACUAGUUCUCCUUCUGCUGCAUUCUCAACAUCUCCCGACUUUCGCCCCACAACACAAGCCAUAACACUUCGCGAACAGACGCCAGAGGCCACCUCCUCCAGUCUCCAGACGCGGACACCAAGGGCUGAGCCUGCAGGAGCCACAAAUGGAGGCGCGGCUGCUAGCGCAACCCCCCCUGGAAGCACCGCCUCGACUUCAGCGCGUCCGCUUCGAGUAAAGGUCCCCCUUCGCUUCAGAGGCGCAUUUCGCCGGCGAUUCCCGGGUAGGGGUGCUCGGCGCCCGGACACGGAAGCGGGCGGCGGUCAGCAGACCAGACGGCGACGGCCGCUUCGCAGGCGAAGACCAAGGCCAGGGCAGAAUACGACACAUGGAGGCAGAAGAUGGCCUGCGAGGAGACCCAUCCUCAGAAUACCCGGGACGACAGACGAGGCAAGCUCAGCUGGCGAAGAGAAAGGGACUUUGGACAGAAAUGGAAGUCAUCCAGCGUUAACAAACACCCGCCUUGGACGGCGAAGAAGAAUCAAGUAUAAUAAUAGCACAGGACAAAUUCCAGGACGGAGGCGGAGACCGGUCUAUAGGAGGCCGAGGAUCCGUCGGCCAGGUGAGGCACGGCGACCUGGUGGGCCCAGACGACCAGGUGGAGCAAGAAGUCGUUUGCCUGGUCAGAGGGAAUCCCAUGGGCCACGCAAACUACCGGGUGCCGUCUGGUCUGGGACUGUGCUUGAGGAAGAUACAGGCCAAGAUCAGUCCACCCAGAAAGGUCAAACUCCUGAACAAGUGACUACGGAAACAUCAGAUCAUUCUACCAGUGUCACGAGCCUCAAGGGAGUGACAAAUCGAACACCAGGACGGACGCAUAUUUCAGAUACUACUACUGAGGGAAUUUCGCAUACUAUUACCUCUACAGGAAUAACAGAUAUCUCCACUCCACGCAUCAUUACUUCUACAAAAACAACCCAGACUACGCAGACAAUGACCAAUGAAGGAACAACCCCUCAGACAGAAGUUAUUGCCUCAGAGGAAAUUACGAAAGUCGAUACUUCCUUUGCAAUGACAACAACAUCUGCAGGAACAGCGAGAACCUCUACUUUUGGGGGAACGACGCAAGCUACCAGUUCUGAAGGUACGACACAAACCAUCAGUGAGGGAACAAUGCAAACUGUCCCUGAAGUAACAACGAGUGUUUCUAGAGAGGUAACAAAGCAAGCCACCUUUGGGGGUAUAACACACACAACUACAUCUGAGGGAACAAUAGCAAAUACUAUAUCUGCAGAAACAAUUACCCCUGGAGGAACAACUCAGACUACUGUGUCUGAUGGAACGACGCGAACCACUGUGUCUGAAGGAACAACAGAAACGUCUACAUCUGAAAGAACAACACAAACUACAGUUUCUGAAGAGGUGACACAGACUAACACCCCCAAAGGAACGGCACCAAACGAUUUUUCUGAAAGGACGACACAACCUUCCACCCCUAUAGAAACCACACAGAGCUCAGUAUAUACCUGGCCAACAAAGACUACCAGGUUUGAAACAACAGUCCAAAUAGAAGGGUCGCCAGAGACUUCCACCUCAACCCAGUCCUCCUCUUCUGGAGGGACAACACAAACCACUCCUUCAGCAGGCCGUACAGUCCCCACAGGCAGAGGAUGGUCUGGAGGAUUACGUUCCCUCUCAAGAUAACAGAGAAAGUUCUGCCAAGAGGCCCACUUCAGAAAAACCUCACACUUCACAAGCAAGUGGCACCGACCCGAUCGAUGACUAUUAUUACGACGCGACAAAGAAUGAUUACGAGGAUUACCCUGAUGAAUACGACUACGUGGACGCAGUGGAGGAGGACCUUGAGCUACCACCAGAAGUCUUCAACUGGUGGCUACGUCACCGCAUCCUGGAGGAGGUAGCUGAGGCUGUGAUUCCUGCCCCCACGCCCAUCCCGUACGUGGUCCAGCUUCGGCGGACACACGAGGCCAAGUCCUACACGAGGAGGAAUUUCACCCCCGUCGUCAUGGACAUUUUUGACGCAGACAUUUUCUUCCCCGCCGCAAAGCCGGAUUCCUACAGUGACAUAGAGGACACAGGAUACCAUCUCACCAAGGUCGAGCAGGAUGCACGGAAGGGUGGAGGAGAGGGACCUUCCACGGGAGAAGAGAGAAGCUCGACUGCAGGACCUGCCGGAAGGACAGCAGUGGUGUACACGCCCUCGCUCAGGGGUACCACACGCUAUGACGUCAGAACUAGCCCUACUUCAGCGAGAGAUGACGUCACAACUAGCACCACUUUAAAAACAGAUGGCGUCACUACUAGCACCGUCUCAAAGGCGGAUAACGUCAAUUCAGAAGCAGAUGACGUCACAGCUAGCUCCACUGCAAACAUAGAUGACGGCACAACUAGCACCACUGCAAAAGCAGACGACGUCACAAUUAGCACCACUUCAAAAACAGAUGACGUCACGACUAGCACCACUUCAAGAGCAGGUGACGUCACAACUAGCACCACUUCAGAAGCAGAUGACGUCACAACUAGCACCACUUCGAGAGCAGAUGACUUCACAACUAGCACCACUUCGAGAGCAGGUGACGUCACAACUAGCACCACUUCGAGAGCAGAUGACGUCACAACUAGCACCACUUCCAGAGCAGAUGACGUCACAACUAGCACCACUUCCAGAGCAGAUGACGUCACAACUAGCACCACUUCCAGAGCAGGUGACGUCACAACUAGCACUACUUCAAGAGCAGGUGACGUCACAACUAGCACCACUUCAAGAGCAGAUGACGUCACAACUAGCACCACUUCAGAAGCAGAUGACGUCACAACUAGCACCACUUCAGAAACAGAUGACGUCACAACUAGCACCACUUCAGAAACAGAUGACGUCACAACUAGCCCCGCCUCGAAGGAAGGCUCGGGCAACAAAACCGCGACCGUCAUAGACCCUUUCGACGACUCAGACUACAUAGAAGUGUCGUUUAUCGGGUCGUCCGCAUCGCCUGGUUGCCGCACACACGUGGCUGGGGUCGUGCUGGUCGCCUUCACUAUUCUUCUAGAACAUUUCCACGACGUCGGGGAUGAAUGAGGAAUGA